Athene cunicularia (burrowing owl) is the source of this 2800-nucleotide messenger RNA. RefSeq names its product ornithine decarboxylase 1 (gene ODC1). The transcript is spliced from 11 exons. NCBI's taxonomy places the organism in Eukaryota, Metazoa, Chordata, Aves, Strigiformes, Strigidae. The record is from RefSeq and is a predicted model, not a curated record. The coding region runs from base 1082 to 2464 and encodes 460 amino acids. Gene Ontology annotation, cellular component: cytoplasm. Gene Ontology annotation, molecular function: ornithine decarboxylase activity.
UUCAUAUGCUGUUUUAAACAGCCUUCUUGAAAAUAGAGGGGACAGUGGUGUAACUGAACAUUAGUGGAUAAUUUAGAGUUUGCAUAAUCUUUGGUCCAAAUCUGUAUGACUGGAUUGAGUGUAAAAGUGCUGAGAGAAGCAGAGGGCUGGACCUGGUUACAUACGUGAAACCAUAUCUUCCCUAUGAGUCAUUUGCAAUGCUGAGGUCUUCACAAGGUAGCACACACCUCUGGUCGAGUUAACAGCUUAAUGGAGACUGUCAUUCUCUGUUUGGACUGCCCAGUAAAAGCAUGACCUGUGUGCUUUGCUGUGGACUUCAUGGGUCUUGGAUGGUAGAGGAAUGCUCUUUAGUUCUGGUUCUCAAAAGACUUUCUACUUGGUUGGCAGAUUUCUGUUAGCAAUGAUUUGUUAUGGACAACUGUAAAAUCUUGUUAUAAAGUGUUAAUUGGGAUCGCUGUUAAGACUUUGUCUGCAGGCCGCAGUUAGGAACCAUUCCUUUCAGUAUGUAUCUGCCACUCCUGACAGCUGAGGUUUUCUUCUCAUGUUGCGUGGGGGCCAUGGGUAGAACAGGGAAGCUCUAACCAUCAACAGUGUCUUCAGGGGAGGCCCUGAUCUCAUGGCUGGUUUAUGGUCUGAACUGGAGUGAGAUUCCAGAUAUUGAACUGGCUUUGACCUAGUGAGAGUUGUAACUACUCAGAAGUCAGUAACAUCCUCAGAUUCUGUCCUAAGCCCUUUUCACAGAAACUGGCAAACUACGGUAGUCCUUAAGAGGUUUGAAAAAAAGCAGUAAGUAUGUUGACACUGGCAGUAGCCAUAAUAUUAACAGCUCUGAUACAGCAUUGAAGGAAAAGACAGUGGAAACCUCCAGGUACUUAGGCUAAUAAAAUCUGAUAGUAUUAAUUUGAUUUUUUUUUUUCUUUGAAUAGGUUUAGUACAUCAUACAGUUGCUGAACAGAGAAGAACUUUACUUCAAGCUAGCCAGAUUUUUGUGGAGUUCCUCCGUGGUUCUGAAUAAAUUUGAUCUAUUAUCUAUGUAAUUUGUACUUAAAUCCUUUCACAUAAACCUGAAAUCUUGGAAAUCAUGAGUAGCUUCAGCAAUGAAGAAUUUGAAUUCACCUUCCUUGAUGAAGGCUUUACUGCCAAGGAUAUCCUUGACCAAAAAAUAAAUGAAGUGUCAUCUUCUGAUGAUAAAGAUGCCUUCUAUGUUGCUGACCUUGGAGAUAUUGUAAAGAAGCACAUGCGAUGGCAUAAAGCCCUUCCUCGGGUAACCCCCUUCUAUGCUGUAAAAUGUAAUGACAGCAAAGCUGUAGUGAAGACACUUGCUGUUCUUGGUGCAGGAUUUGAUUGUGCCAGCAAGACGGAAAUACAGCUGGUACAGAGCAUUGGUGUACCUCCUGAGCGAAUAAUAUAUGCAAAUCCCUGUAAACAAGUAUCUCAAAUCAAACAUGCUGCCAGCAGUGGUGUACAGAUGAUGACAUUUGAUAGUGAAGUAGAACUAAUGAAAGUUGCAAGGACCCAUCCAAAAGCCAAGUUAGUCUUGCGUAUUACAACUGAUGACUCCAAAGCAGUUUGUCGUCUGAGUGUUAAAUUUGGAGCUACACUUAAGACAAGCAGGCUUCUGCUGGAGCGUGCAAAAGAACUUGACCUUGCCAUUGUUGGAGUUAGUUUUCAUGUUGGAAGUGGAUGUACAGACCCAGAGACCUUUGUUCAAGCCAUUUCUGAUGCCCGCUGCGUGUUCGAUAUGGGAGCUGAACUUGGCUUCAGUAUGUAUCUGCUUGAUAUUGGUGGUGGCUUCCCUGGCUCUGAAGAUGUCAAGCUCAAAUUUGAAGAGAUCACAAGUGUAAUCAACCCAGCACUGGAUAAAUACUUUCCUUCAGAUACUGGAGUAAGUAUUAUUGCGGAGCCUGGAAGAUACUACGUUGCAUCAGCAUUCACGCUGGCAGUUAACAUCAUUGCAAAAAAAAUUGUAUUAAAGGAGCUGACAGGUUCUGAUGAUGAAGAUGAUGCAAACGACAAAACUCUUAUGUACUAUGUGAAUGAUGGAGUCUAUGGAUCGUUCAACUGCAUCUUGUAUGAUCACGCACAUGUUAAACCAGUUCUGCAAAAGCGACCUAAACCAGAUGACAGCUGCUAUUCCUGCAGCAUAUGGGGACCAACGUGUGAUGGCCUAGAUCGUAUUGUUGAGCGUUUUCAUAUGCCAGAGUUGCAAGUUGGUGACUGGAUCCUGUUUGAAAACAUGGGUGCCUAUACUGUUGCAGCAGCUUCUACUUUCAAUGGAUUCCAGAGGCCCACAAUACACUAUGUGAUGUCAAGACCAGCAUGGCAAGUAAUGCAGCAGAUCAAGGAGCAAGGGUUCCUAGAUGAAGUGGAGGAGCAGGAUGUUUCUAGUCUGCCACUGUCUUGUGCCUGGGAAAGCGGAAUUGAAUAUCCAGCAACUUGUGCUUCAGCUAGUAUUAAUGUAUAGGUAAUAUUUAGUAAUUAAUUGCAAGGUUAGUCAUUGAAUAUAGGGCAUUUGGGGGACUAUUAACUUAAUUCUUGCUAGAAUUUUUAAGUGGUUUUUUUAAAGUUUAGGUUUGGCAUAAAUACAACAAAAAUGACUAGGAGAUGGGUCACAAUUAUCUGUGUUCCUAUGGAAACUAUUUGAAUAUUGUUUUAUAUGGAUUUUUAUUCACUUUUCAUGUAUGCUACUAAACACUGACCCUCAACUGUCAAACAAGUAUUUGUAGCUUGUGUAUGGCAGAAUGGGCUAAGCUUAGUGUUUUGUGACCUACCUGUUUUAAAAUAAAGUAUAUUGAAAUAA